AUGGUGCCAGAAGUAUACAUCCAAUGGAUAAAAAUGAUCUAUUACGGAGCCACGAGCCAUGUGCAAACCGCGGCAGGACAGUCGAAACCAUUCCGCAUAAAGACCGGCGUGCAUCAAGGAUCGAUGCUCUCUCCUCUACUCUUCAUCACAAUUAUGGAUGCAGUGACGGAAGAUCUCAGCGACAGCCUCCAUGGGCUCUCCUGUAUGCAGGCGAUGUGGGGUUGA
This is a messenger RNA of Strongylus vulgaris, 225 nucleotides long. The record is from the annotation of a GenBank genome assembly. NCBI's taxonomy places the organism in Eukaryota, Metazoa, Nematoda, Chromadorea, Rhabditida, Strongylidae.